Molecule: messenger RNA, 393 nt
Organism: Cylindrotheca closterium
Lineage: Eukaryota; Bacillariophyta; Bacillariophyceae; Bacillariales; Bacillariaceae
Source: the annotation of a GenBank genome assembly
AUGGAACAAGGUUACUUAGAAGAAGCCUUUGAUCAGGACUAUGAACCUGAAGAUGAAGAUGAAGAUGAACGUGAUUUCAAUCUAUGUGGACAAUUCGAUGAUAUUGAUGACUCCAAAAGAGAAGAGCUCUUGGCAGAUGCAGACAAUGAUGUCGAUGAUAUGCCAGAACUCACUGUCAGAUUCCAAGGAGAUGAUGACUAUGAAUCAGACGACGAUUUGGGUGAUGAAGGCGAUGAAGAGGAAGAACCUAUUGUGACCAAUUUGGAUCACAAUCAAGAAAAUGUCGAUAGAGGAACCGAUGAUAUUGGGAGCCUCAUUACUGAUCUGGAGGACCUACAAGAGCCGCCAGAAGAAGAGAUUGUAUUUGAGCCUGAAGAGCCUCAAGUCACUUGA